AUGGAGUUAAUCAAUACGAUAGACUGUCCUCCAGUUAUCAUUGAGAAUGAUCGGCAAGUCAAGAAUUUUCUUACAUAUGUACGUGGAAAAGCUUCUUCAAGGUUGUGUGUGUCUAUUUCACAUGUCAAUCCAAACAACGACAACAUUGAGCUUGAUAAGGAGCAAUCUAACGCGUCUGGCAGAGAGCGAGGUGAGCCUUCCUCAUUUUCACCUGGGAUGGCAUUGGUAGUUCUUGUGAAUCGAGCCAGGAUGGUGAAGACGAAUGAUGUUGUGAAGAGGGGUGAAACGUUUCAAAACAAAUCAAAGUUGAAAGCAGCAUUGGAAAUGUCAGCAAUGAAGAAUAACUUCGAUUACAAAGUUGUGAAUUCAGAUAGAAAACUUUGGUAUGAUGGUGUCAAAGAAGGUCCCAAAGCUGAUGAUAUCAUACAGAUUAUGAGAAUGGAACAUGGAUGCGAGAUAUCUAAAUCAUUAGUGUGGGACGCUCGUGAGUAUGCGAUUAGUCUGGUUAGAGGCAUUCCCGAGCAGAGUUUUGGAAAAAAUCCGAAAUACUUGCACAUGCUGAAAGAAGCUAAUCCAGGAACACGAACCUUUUACGAAACCGAUGUUGAUGUUCUUGUUGUUGAUGGGACAUUUUUGAAGAGCAAAUACAAAGGAGUAUUACUCGUUGCGACGGCUUUAGAUGGAAACUCCAACUUGUAUCCUAUUGCAUUUACGGUUGUGGACUCGGAAAAUGAUCGUUCAUGGGAUUGGUUUUUCAGACAACUAAAGGUUGUUGUUCCGGACGAGCAUGCUCUUGCCUUUGUGUCGGACAGAAAUAACUCACUUUGUAAGGGGCUUGAGAAUGUGUAUCCUCUUUCUCAACAUGGAAUUUGUAUUCACCAUUUGUUAAAUAAUGUGGUCACACAUUACAGAGGAAAAGGAGUGGUUGGAUUGAUUGCAAAAGCUUCUAAAGCUUAUAGAGUUGUUGAUUUUCAGAAGCGAUUCGAAGCUGUGUGCAAUAUUAGUCCAGCUAUUGGAAAAUAUUUAAGAGAUGCAGAUGUUACAAAGUGGGCUCGCUGUCAGUUUCAAGGAUACAAGUACGACAUCAGGACGACAAACCCGGCUAAGUCAAUAAACUCUGCUUUGCGCUCACCAAGAGAGUAUCCAGUCAUUCCUUUGUUGGAUAGCAUCAGAGAAAUGCUUACUCGUUGGUUCUUCGAACGACGCACACGAAGCAGGAAGCACACAAAACCAUUAACUAUUGCCAUCGAGAAAAAGAUAGAUAGACGGAUUAACAAGGGUAAAACGUUUCUUGUCCAGCCAAUUAACGAGCAUCGUUUUUUGGUUCGCGGAGAUACAAUCGACUGCCUGGUUGAUUUGGACAGAAGAACCUGCUCUUGUGGGAAAUACGACCUACUAAAAAUCUCAUGUAGACACGCAAUCAAGGCUGGUUUAACAGUUGGCCGAGCCCCAUCCUCACUAACGGAUUUCAUGUUCACGACUUCCAAUUGGAGAACAGCUUAUGAAGAAACUAUCAAUCCAAUAGGUGUUCCUGAGGAUAUUUGGGUGGUUCCAGAUACUGUUCGGAAUGCCAGUGUGCUAGCUCCUGAAUCAAGAAGAGGAGCAGGAAGGAGAAGAAAACGCAGGUAUGAGACUGUUGAAGACAAGCUCCGUUCAUCACAAGGAGCUCAAGAAAAAAAGAGGCGCAUGUGCAGUCGAUGUGGCGAAGAGAAUCAUAACAGGGCUACGUGUGACAGAGCUAUUUAG
Molecule: messenger RNA, 1746 nt
Organism: Brassica napus (rape)
Lineage: Eukaryota; Viridiplantae; Streptophyta; Magnoliopsida; Brassicales; Brassicaceae
Exons: 4
Coding region: 1-1746 (581 amino acids)
Molecular function (GO): zinc ion binding
Source: RefSeq, a predicted model, not a curated record